This is a messenger RNA of Camarhynchus parvulus, 8311 nucleotides long. RefSeq names its product cAMP responsive element binding protein 3 like 2 (gene CREB3L2). The transcript has 12 exons. Lineage: Eukaryota; Metazoa; Chordata; Aves; Passeriformes; Thraupidae. The coding region runs from base 118 to 1683 and encodes 521 amino acids. Gene Ontology annotation, molecular function: DNA-binding transcription factor activity, RNA polymerase II-specific; cAMP response element binding. The record is from RefSeq and is a predicted model, not a curated record. Gene Ontology annotation, biological process: regulation of transcription by RNA polymerase II.
CGCGGCUCCGCGGCCCGGGGCAGCGGCGGGGGCAGCGUCCGGCGGUGGGGCGGCGGACGGACCGACCGACAGACAGACAGACCGACCGACGGGCCGGCGCGGGUGCCUGCGGCCGCCAUGGAGGUGUGCGAGAGCGGCGGGGAGCAGCCGCCGCUGCUGCACUGGGACCGCAAGCUGAGCGAGCUGUGCGAGCCCGCGGACCCCGAGACGCUGCUGAGCCGCACGCACUUCACAGAGUUCCUGGAUGAAUUUUCACCUGAUGUCCUAGGCCAGCUGUUGAAUGAUCCCUUCUUGUCUGAGAAGAAUGAAAUCAUGGAGGUGGAACUGUCUCCAGCAUCCCCAGCACCCCUCAUCCAGGCUGAGCACAGCUAUUCUCUCUGUGGGGACUCCCGACCCCAGUCUCCCCUGACCCACAUCUCCACUGAUGACAACUUUAAUGAAGGUGACCUGGAAAAUGAGGAAUGGUGUCUGGCUACAGAGUUUACUCCAGCUGCAAUAAAGACUGAGCCAGGGCUUUGUGAGACAUCAGGCCUUGCUCCCUCAGUCAGUCUCACCGUCACGGCCACGUCGCUGGAGGGGGAACAGCCUGAGCUCCAGACAGAUGCCCUGAUGAAACCACUGACCCAGAAAGUUCUUCCAGAGAUUAAAUUGGAACCCCAUGAAGUGGAUCAGUUCCUGAACCUCUCUUCUAAGGAAGCAGUGGAUCCCCUGCAUUUGCCUCCCACCCCUCCGAGCAGCCACGGCAGUGACUCUGAGGGAGGGCAGAGCCCGGCUCGGUCGCUCCCUCCUUCCAGCCCAGUGCAGCUCCAGGCCACGGCCAAGGUCGCGUCGCGCGCAGCUUCGAUGCUCUCCAAUUCCCCUCUCCUGACUGCGCCACAUAAAUUACAGGGCACUGGCCCCCUCAUCCUGACAGAGGAAGAGAAGAGGACACUGAUAGCAGAGGGCUACCCAAUCCCUACCAAACUGCCCCUGACAAAAGCAGAGGAGAAGGUUCUAAAGAAAAUCCGCAGGAAAAUCAAAAACAAGAUCUCUGCCCAGGAAAGUAGAAGAAAAAAGAAAGAAUACAUGGACAGUCUGGAAAAAAAAGUUGAGACCUGCUCAAAUGAAAACAGUGAGCUGCGUAAGAAGGUUGAAGUCCUGGAGAACACUAACAGAACACUUCUGCAGCAGUUGCAGAGACUCCAAGCCAUGGUUGCUGGCAAAGUGUCCCGCUCGUGUAAGGCAGCUAGCACACAAACAGGGACCUGUCUCAUGAUGGUGGUGCUGUGCUUUGCAGUAGUUUUUGGCAGCUUCUCUCAGAGCUAUGGGCCAUAUCCUUCUGCUACAAAGAUGGUGUUGCCCAGGCAGCAUUCCUCACCAGAGUCCUACACAGAUUCCAUUGUGAGGUCAAGGAGCCUCCUAAUUUAUGAAGAGCCUCAACAGCUGGAGGAGCCAUCCAGCGCGAUCUCCUUCGCAGAUCGCAGUGACAGACAAACAGACACCUCCAAGUUCACGGCACUGUCCCUGGAAGCUGUGCCAGGGACACCGCAGGAUGAAAUCAUGCAGUUCACAAUAGCCAACGAGACAAGGCUGGAGAAAUCAGUGCUGCUGGGCCUGCAGCAGCGCAGAGUCAACUCAGAACUAGAAGGAAAUGAGACACUGAAGAUAAUUGAAAUAGACAGAAGAGUCAAUGCCACCUCUUAAAAAUAAAAAAGGCCUUUUUUCUUGACUUCCCUCCUUCCCACAUAUUUUCAACCAAAGUUCCCCUGACUUGUCAUCCUCAGUGAACCAAAGUACAAAAGAGAGGGAGUUCAACUUCUGCAUUGACUGAUGGGGCUGUGACUACAGAUGGGAUCUCUUGUCUUUGUAACUCCCUUCCUCACGUUGCACACAGUCCCUGUCUCUGCUUUUAUCCCUUUCCUGUCUAACACUGCAAGGGCAGCACUGAAUUAUGAUGGCAGAUGAUGCCAGCAGUGUGCCAGUGACUGUGUGUGCCUGUACAGGCACACAGCCUGAUCUGAGCACAAAGACAUUCUGGAGAAGGGUGAAUUGUGCAAAACCAAUGGGAGCAUGUGGGUGAUGGUUUUCUUGGGAGAAGGUAAUGGAGAGAGAGAGGAGAUGCAGCAUGAUGGUGCUUAGAGUCUCACCACAGCUGUGUGCCUGCUGGUCUACAGCCCUUGAGCCUUUUGGGGGGAUGGAGAAGCACGUGUGCAGCCUGCUGCUGAGGGGACAAGAAAGAGCCCUGACACUGCUGAGUUCACAGCACAGGCAGGAGAGGGCUGGUGAUGCUGCUGAAUUGUCCUCCCCGUGCUCUUUCCCUUCUCCCCUCCAGUCUCUUCAUCACUUAGCAGGGUAGGUUUAUCUGUGCAUUGAAAACAGUCCUAGUGGGCUUCCCUGCUUCCACCCUUGAGAAAUUAAGCAAAGAUCAGUCACUGUCUUACCACACACUGUGUGGGAGAAUUACACUAGUUUAACUAAAUCUGUUUAGAAAGCAGGUUUUGUUACAUUUAUGCAAUAUUUUAGAUGGAUGCCCUUUAGUCUGCUUAAGGCUAAUCUAUUUAGCUUAAGUCAGUUCCUUCCCAAAAAACUAAAUCAAUGUAAGGCUUAAACCAGAAGUGCCUCCUGAGAGGACUGUAUGGAUUUAAUUUAUUGGCUUCUAGCUGGUUGAUGAAAAUUCUCGUGUAGACCUGAUCUCAGAUUGUCUUGUGUUUUCCUUUCCUUGCCAUCUUCCUGUUACUGUUGUAAAUAGUAUUUAUUAGCUUUGAAACAUUCUGUUCAGGUAGUUGCAAUGAAGAGAACUGAGCUUUCCUAACCCUGCAGGUGAUCUGGGCAGACCCUGAAAUUGGACAGACAGACAUCACUGAAUGCCCAUUUCCUCCCCUUAAACUUGAAUUGUCCUAAAAUAAAGCCAGGUGUCUUGUUUUCCUCUUACCUGCUUUUCCAGAGAUGUGGUCUGAGACCAGCUGCUUUGGGUACAGAUAGGCCAGCCCAUGCCUAGAGGUGGUGGCUCCUGUAUUAACUGUCUGCCAAGGCAGCCUCUGAUCUGAGGAGCUGAUUACAUGGGCAGGAGACCUGUCAAAAGAGGAAUGAGAUGAGCACGUGGGGAGGUGAAGUGACUGGCCCAGGCUCACUGAGAAAGCCAAGAGCAGCAUUCAGGUCUGAUCCUGGUCCAGUACUCUUCUCCAUGCUUUGUUCCUUCUUGUCCCAUGGUGUACUUCAUGUGCCCUCUCUCUCUCAGUACCCUGGUCAUGCCUUUGCCUGAGCUGUGCUUCUUGCAUUUUGUCCUUGCAGGGGCAUCGUUGAACUCGGUCCAGAAUUUGAGCAGGGUUUUAUCUGGUUCCUACAGAAGGGCACUCAUGCUCCAUUGAGGAUGGAUGUAAUGUGAAAAUCCUGAUUCAGCAGGCUAGCAGAACUACUUAACAGUUUACCAGAAGAAGUCAAUUAAAAAAAAACAGAAGUAAUUUGAAGCUCUUUUUUCUUUUUUUUUUUUCUAAUGAUAAAUAAGGGAAAAAACUAACCUAGCCUUACAAAUAAUUUUUUACUAUGUACAGUAGAUAUUUCUUGCAACUAUUCUAUUUUGUAAAAUAUUGAAUUUGUAUUUUAUUACAGCAGCUGUCGCACCAGCUCCUUUCUUGUUCUUCAUUCUCCUUAGACUUUCUUCCUUCAGCAUCCUAUUUGCCACUCUCAGGCCUGACUCAAAAUCCAGUGAAAUGAAUGGAAGGGAUUUGGUGGAUUGGAGGGGACUGUGGAUCAGUCCCCCCUGUGCCAUUUUAAGAGGGUGUUUCACAUCAGUGACAGUGAAACAAGUGCCUGACUCCAUGGGCUCAUUCUGGUGUGCAGAUUGGCUGUUCUAGGUAAUGCUCUAUUCUACCCAAGUGCCUUAUUAUUUUACCUGAGGUGACAAUGAGAGGAGAAAUGCUGUUGUAGUCUGCUUUGCAAGUGUUCCCAUCCUGGCAUGGGUCAGCCUCCAGCAUAAAGUCUGUUUCCCUUCACGGUGAUCCUGCUGGGUUCACUGCAUCAUUCCAGUAUCCAUUAACAACUUUUGUAUUUGGCUUUUUUAAAAAAUAGUUAAAAGCUUCACAUGAACAGUGAUCACUUGUGGGUGCCACAAGGGAUGGCUGCGUUGCUCAGCCACUUGAGGUCAGCAAAGUGACAGGAGAAAGCUGGGAUUGACCCCAACUGGUCAGCAUAAGUGGCCAAGGUCAUAGUUUAGAAAAUUCCCUAAAUGGUAAUUUUUUUUCCAGAGCAGCCUUGGUUUGCUGCCUUUGAGGGCUACCAAGUGGUUGAGUGUUCUGCAGAAGAGGCCCCAGGGUGUGAAGCACAGCCCCACUUACCAGCCUUGCAGUUUGCAGUGUGCAGCCUGAGCUCCUGCCCAUUGCCAGCUAAAUGGAUCACCUCCCAUUUCAGAUACAGCUGGCUGACUUCACUGUGUGAAAACCUAAGUGGAAUUAUUUCUCAGCUCUUAAAGGAUAGAUGAUUUUGCACAACCAAAAUAGCUCCUCCUCUCUGAAGCCUACUGCACUGGCAACCAUUAAAACUUUGCCCUUUUUUUGGUUUCAUUUGGGCAUACUGGUUCAAAUCUGGUUGGAAGAUAAUCAAUCAUGUUUUCAUCCUGAGCAUUUUAAACUGGCCAUGGUCUGGGUCAGGGCUCCGUACUAAUCCAUCCAAGCCAGUAUGGCCAUUCUGAUUUCUUGUAAGUAUUUGAUAAUCUAUUACUAUAAUCUUAAUUUGUGUACUCCUUUAAGUUAUUUUUAGGUACUCUUUUUUAGGGAAUCUCUUGACCUAGCACACACAUUGCUUGGGGAUUUAUUGUAUUACACGUUAUUUUAUAAUAAGGAAAAGCUUUGCUUCACUUUGCUAUGUUUGUGAUCAUUUUUCUUCAGGGGCCUUAAAUAGAACAGGUUUCUCUGCCAGGGGCCCAGGAAUCCCCUGCCAUCACCUACUCACAGGCUGUUGUGUGGCAAGGACCCACGAUCUCCAGAGGGGCUUUGUGUCCCUGGUCUGUGCCUAGCAGGGGACAGGAGAGGCAGGACAAGGUGCCAUUGCACUGCCAGCCUCAGCAUGCAGGGGUGGGAAUGUUGAUGCACUGCAGACCACGUGGAGAGGCAGCUUCUGUGCUCUGGGUUAAGGGCAUAGGAGUAGUGAGGCAUAUUCAGGGAGGGUGCCAGUAAGUGCUUUUGGUCAGUUCAGCUCUAUUACUUGAGGCCUGAGCCCUCUGCCAUUGUGCUUUUUCUGCUGAUCAGUGACUUGGUGCUGUGGAAUCAGAUGUGUGUGUAUGGACAGGGUAAGCAAAGGCCUUACAUAAUUUCCAUUUCCAGUAGAGGACUUAAGUGAUAGACUUAAGAGUUCUCAGCUGUAAGGUUAUGUUGCUCACCAGCACAAUUUUAUACACAGUAGUAAACUUCCCUUUUGGCCUGUAGCUUUAGAGCAUGUUUAGAUCUGUUUGGUCUUUGCUUCUAGGGAGAUAAGCUAUGAAGGAAUAUAGGGCAUUAUUUUAUAUAUAUAUAUAUUUAAAAAGUCUGAAUCACAGGAUGCGUGACGUUUCUAACCUUGUUACUGGGGUGUAGAUAGUGUUCAGUUCUUUUCCCCCCAGGCUAUUUAUAGUUCUUUGCUGCACUUCUUUCAUUUCAUCUGUACCACUCAAUAUUUUUCAGCAGCACAGACUGAUGGAUUAGGCUGAGGUUCUUAGGCCAGAUCCCAGCUGUUACAACCAGCAUGGUUCUCACACACUGCUCUUGGAGGCUGCAGGUCUGAUUCAUACUGACAGGGGACCUCUUCUUCCAUGUCUCUCUGUGUAACAGUGUAUCUUAAUGUGUUCUUGAUUCUUCUAACAGAGACCAAAAAUUUAUCUAGAAACUUUUUUUUUCCCUGCUAAAGAAACCAGCCCACCUCUCCACUCCCAUCCCUCCGAGCUAUCAGUGGUGAAUUCUGUCUAGACACUUUUAGAAUGUAGGUCAAGUGAGUGAAUGAUGCUAAUUGCUACGUUGGGAGGGAUUUCCACUGAGUAUUUGGGCUCUAGAUUCCAGCUAAUGCCAAGAGGCCAUUGUUCAAAACCCACGCAGCUCAGAACAGAGGAAUACAGAGUAUUUUUAUACUCCUGGUGACUAAAAUAUUUCUUUCUCCAGUCACUAAUUAGAAAGGGAACAUUUUGUAUUCUGAAGGUGAAAUGAUAGGUCAGUACUUUGUAGCUACUAAAGUUGUCCCAGCCUAUAUAACAGUGUCGUGCUAUGAUGUGUUGCUGCUUUGCACUAUCUAGCAUUAAGGUUUGACAACUUUGGGGGUUGCAAAGGGGAAUGAACUGAUGUACGUGUUAAGUAAGGUCUUUACAAAGAAAAUGUAAGGAUUCAAUCCAUCUUGUAGCUUUCUCAUGGCCAAUAAAGUGACAUUGGGCAUUCAGAGAAUUUGUUGAAGGUUGAUCCUGGUUAAUACUGCAUUGCUUGGGUGAUUAGCAUCCAUUGGAGACUCCAGGAUUCAGAGGGAAAUUGGCAUUUGGUUUUCUCAUUUUUAUGUCAGGUGUUUUUCUGCUUUAUCAAGGUGUGUGUGUGUAUAUAUAUAUAUAUAUAUAUAUAUAUAUAUGAAUCAAAUUCCUAUGUAGAAAAAAGUGCAUCAUGCAGGAAACUCAGUUGUGAUGCUGCUUGGAUCUGAUGCUGAAUGGAGUUUGGAUAUUCUUUAUUAGCAGUAGUCUCUUGUCUGCCCUACAAUCAGUCUCCAGAUUCUUCCUCCGAGAGCUGCAACUAAAGAGGUGAGAACAGAACAUGGGAAAGCUAGAUUUGUAGACCUGUCUUACAGAAAGGAUGAAAGAAAAGGCAAGUAAAGGGACUCCUUGCAUCCCAGGGAAGCCUUCUAGUUCUUGGUUCCAUAAAUCAGCAGUAAUAGCCUAAAUCAGCAGUGAUAGUCUCUUUCAUUAGUUCCCUGCUAGGUUUAGGUUCACUCCUGUUCCCCUUGCUCUUUAAUGCUAUGCAGUCCUGUUUAUGCAUACCUGACCUCUAUGUUACAUCCCACUUGACCCUCUAAACAGCAGGUGAAAAUCUUUCUGAGCCUUAGCAGUCCAUAAUGGAGUGGAAGAGAGAGAGGGAGAAGCAGAGGCAGGUAUUGAAUUUUGUUAAACAGAACUCUGCUCAUAUCUGACUUUACCAUAACAGACUUUAAUUCAGUGGUGCUGAUAUAAUGGCAUCUUGCUUUCUUCAUUUGUACAGUUAGAGAGAAUGAUUUUUUGUGUGUGUGUGCAUCUGUGCACAUGUGCAUGGUGAAUGAUGAAAAGGCAUCAAAACCAGAGUUUUCUUCUUGUAGUAAGUGUUGCUAAAUAAAGGCAUCUACCUGAGCACACAGGGCACUUUGGGCUUGGUGCAGCAGAAAGUUCAGGCAUUUCUCUCUGAAACCUGUUCACAUUCCACAUCACUGAGCACUUGUAAAACUGUUGUGUGAAUUGCUCUGAAGACUGUCCUGUGAUUAAUUGUUGACUGGAUGUUGUUGCACUGUGUCAUUUUGUGUGUGUGUGCCUAGAUUGUCUGGCCUUUCUAGAGACCAGUUCUGGCUUGGUACAAAAAACUAAUUAUUUUAUAUUCUGGUAUCAUUUUUGGCCUGCAGAAUUAUGGCUUUGAAUGCUUUUUUUAUUAUUAUUUUCUUUUUUAAGUGGUGUAAAUUGCCUUAAAAGGUGGCCCCUGGGAGCACUGAUGCCCUAACUGCCCUCGGGCACAGUGAGAUGCAAUCCAGGGGAAGCAGUUUCCUCUCAGAGGGUGCUGCAAGUACAUCCCAGUUUCCCUGAGAUUCACUAGACCUUGCAAGGGUAAACUACCUGGUGGUGCCCUCUUGAAGAGAAGUAUCCAUGGCCAAUUCCUUUGCCUUGGGCUGUGCAGAGCAGUCACUCUGCUGUGACACUCCUAGGGCACUUAAGCUGGUGUUUGGCUUUCCCUCUGUUCAUGUGGAUGCAGUAUAGGUUUGUGCAAACAUUUAAAACUGUCUAAGACGACAGGGACAGUGACACCAGUGCAAAAGCACACCACUCCCCCCUCAAAACUCCUCAGUAAACUUCAUUGGGGCCUCUUCUGACUGCAGAUAUCUCUAUUCUCUUGCCAUGUCUAUUUAACUCUGUGUCUGUGUUCAGUGACCUUUCUAUUUUUGUACAAGUGCUGUCAUCUGGAUACAGUCCCACCUGAUUGUUCACACUGCAAACAUGUCCAUUGGGUGGAAAGAAACUGCUGGUUUUCCUUUUUAAAUCAUCUGCCUGAUUCUGUGAGAGAACAGACUACCUGCUUUUUUAGCCUAAAUAUGUAUGUAGUGAAGUAUGUUAUGCUUUUCAUUUCUUGCAAAUAAAUAUUUUCUGUAGAAAAAA